Molecule: messenger RNA, 7357 nt
Organism: Anoplopoma fimbria (sablefish)
Lineage: Eukaryota; Metazoa; Chordata; Actinopteri; Perciformes; Anoplopomatidae
Gene: larp1
Product: La ribonucleoprotein 1, translational regulator
Biological process (GO): mRNA stabilization; positive regulation of translation
Cellular component (GO): cytosol; cytoplasmic stress granule
Molecular function (GO): RNA cap binding
Source: RefSeq, a predicted model, not a curated record
CUGACCCAUAAGCGCGCUCCCGGCUGUACGUGGCUACUCCCACCCUCCGUACGUGCGCGUACCCCUGCAUCGCGUGGUGGGGAUCAUCCAUAUUGCUGCCUGUGCUGGAGAUCAGGUUGUAAUCCUCGUUAGGCCCUCGGACACGUUUUUCUUUCAUUUCUACACAUGUUUUAAUUCUUCGCCCGGCUGCGCUGCGUCUUCGGCCGAACAUCUGUCCUGGGAGCGGCAGAGGAGCGGCAGACUCAGCCGAACAAAUACUUUUUUUGUGUUUUCUCCUCGUGAAAUUGAAGGAGAUUGAUUUUUUUUUUUUUUUGGGGGUGGAGGAGGAGGAGGCAGGAGGAGAAAUGGCCACUCAGGUGGAGGCUCUCCUGCCCGGCACCGCGCUCAGCAACGCGGAGGAGCGCGGCGAAGUUGUUCGCGAAGAAGCGGAGGCCAAGCGAACGGGUGUCGCCGAGCCGCCGCUGCCGCUGCCGCAUGGAGGGAGCGGCAGCAGCGGCAGUAGCGGCAGCAGCGGCAGCAGCGGUGCAGGUGGAGACCCCGACGCCGAGGAUCCAGCCUCCUCGUCGGGCAGAGGAGGCUGCGACAGCGACGAGAAGCUCCAGGAGGACGGUGUUAAAGCCAGGAAGGAGUUCACAGAAGCUCCUCCACCCAAGGUGAACCCCUGGACUAGGAAAAUGAACGCGGUGACCGUGGUCAGCGUGAACGGCCAGGCACACCACGAGUCUACCGGCCCCGCCAAGGUGGUGAGAGCAGGGAACCCCCCGAAGCCCAGACGUGGAGGAAAGGUUGGAGAUUUUGCCGACGCCAACAGCUGGCCGACUCCCGGGGAGAUCGCAACUAAAGACAUGCAGAUCGAGGCAGUGACACGGACCGUGCCCUGCCCGCCGACUGUCAGGCAGGUCAAAGACUCAUGGAGAUCCACUGCUCCGAAGAAGACGACGAUGACGACGGCGGCGGUCAAGAAGGAGUUGAAGGAGUUGAAGGAGAAGAGGGAGAGCAACGAGGAGAGCAAGGAGAACCUGAAGGCCAAGUCUGACGACUCCGGAGAGGAGAAGAACGGCGACGACGACUCCCAGAAGAACGGACCCAAGAAAAAAGGAAACAAGCAGAAGUGGGUUCCCCUGAUGAUCGAGGUGAAGUCCGAGGGUCCACGGGAGCGUUCGGCCUCCAGGAACAACAGCAGGCAGAACGAAAACCCCCGUCUGCCCCCCAACGCCAGGAACGACCUCAGAGACUGGCACAGUCAAAAGUACGAGCGGGAGUGGCGCGACGACCACGACGAGGUGUCCAGCGUGAAGAGCGAGGGAGCGCCGUUCCGUGGUGGGUUCAGGGGUCGCGGCCGUGGAAGAGGAAGAGGUCGGGGACGAGGCAGAGGUGGCAGAGGCCACUACGACUACCACUACGGCUACAAGUCCUACGAUGUGAAGGACGGACCCCACGCCCAGAAGUUUGGGAACACGGUGACCUACUACUACGACAACAUGAGCAGCAACGACCUUUUCUCCGUCGACCAGGACCUGCUGAAGGACUACAUCAAGAGGCAGAUUGAGUACUACUUCAGCCUGGACAACCUGGAGCGAGACUUCUUCCUGCGGAGGAAGAUGGACCAGGGGGGCUUCCUGCCCAUCGGACUCGUCGCCAGUUUCCACCGAGUGCAGGCUCUCACCACCGACGUCAACCUCAUCAUGGAGUCUCUGAAGGACAGCAAGGAAGUGGAAGUGAUCGACAUGAAGAUCCGUCGCAAGGUGGACCCGGAGAAGUGGCCUCUGCCGGGCCUGGCCAUGCUCAGCCAAACCCCCACCGAUUUCUCCCAGCUCAUCAACUGCCCCGAGUUCAUCCCGAGGCAGCCGAACGAAGAGCCACAAGGCUCUCCAAGGUCCUCCACGCCGGCCAAGCACCACAGCAAGACCGACAUGGACACCUCCAACCUCAAGACGAUGCCCAAGGGCCUCUCCGCCAGCCUCCCAGACCUGGACUCCGAGUGCUGGAUCGAGGUCAAGAAGAGGCCCAGACCCUCUCCGGCAAGACCCAAGGUCAGCGCAGAGAAGGCCCCCUCGUUACAGCAGCAGAAGGAAAAAGACGACUCUGUUCGCUCCCCGGUGCCUCAGCCCGGCUCCUCGCUCUCCACUGCUACCCCAGGAGUUAAGGACGGAGCCGAGCCGGACGAACCCGAGGAGCUGGACUUCAUGUUCGACGAGGAGAUGGAGCAGAUCGACGGGCGUCGCAACACCUUCACCGACUGGUCGGACGAGGAGACGGACGGCGAGAUCGACGACCACGACGUCAACAAGAUCCUGAUCGUGACGCAGACGCCGCCCUACCUGAGGAAGCACCCGGGAGGCGACCGCACGGGACACCACACGUCGCGCUCCAAGCUGACCAGCGAGCUGGUGAAGGUGAUCAGCGACGGGCUGUUCUACUACGAGGCGGACCUGUGGGACGACACGUACGAGCCCGAGUACGCCACCAUCAAGCAAGAGGUGGAGAACUUCAAGAAGGUCCACCUGAUCAGCCGCGAACAGUUUGACUGCCUGACCCCUGAACCCCCAGUCGACCCCAACCAGGAAGUCCCUCCAGGCCCCCCCAAACCCCAGCAGAUCCCCACAGACGCUCUGGCGAACAAACUCUUCGGCGCCCCCGACCCCUCCUCGAUAGCCCGCUCGCUCCCGACUACCGUGCCUGACUCGCCCAACUACCGCAGUGCCCGGACACCCCGCACGCCUCGCACGCCUCACCGGAAGGACCAGACCAUGACGCCGCGCUUCUACCCGGUGGUGAAGGAAAGUCGACCCGUAGAUGCCAAGACGCCCAGGAAGAGGAAGACCCGACACAGCUCCAACCCCCCCAUGGAGUGUCACGUUGGCUGGGUGAUGGACUCCAGAGAGCAUCGCUCCCGUACGGCCUCCGUCAGCUCUAACGCCAGCCCCUCAGAGGGCACCCCCGCCCUGGGCAACAUCGGCUGCACACCUCAGUCCCUCCCCAAGUUCCAGCACCCGUCACACGAGCUGCUCAAGGAUAACGGCUUCACGCAACACGUUUACCACAAGUACCGCCGGCGCUGCCUAAAUGAGCGAAAAAGGCUGGGGAUCGGCCAAUCACAGGAGAUGAACACGCUCUUCCGCUUCUGGUCGUUUUUCCUGCGCGAUCACUUCAACAGGAAGAUGUACGAGGAGUUCAGACAGCUGGUGGUCGAGGACGGGAAAGAGGGAUACAGGUACGGUUUGGAGUGCCUGUUCAGGUACUACAGCUACGGGCUGGAGAGGAAGUUCAGGCCGGACAUCUUCAAGGACUUCCAGGAGGAGACGAUGAAAGACUACGAGGCUGGCCAGCUUUAUGGACUGGAGAAGUUCUGGGCUUUCCUUAAAUACUCCAAAGCCAAGACCUUGGAGAUCGACCCCAAGCUGCAGGAGUGCCUGAGCAAGUUUAAGCGUCUGGAAGAUUUCAGAAUUGACCCGCCUAUGGAGGAAGGAGGCCGCAGGAGACACUCGUCCAGCGGGGACGGUCGCCGCCGGCACCCCUCUCAGCCCACCAGCCGGCCCCACAGCCAGGCCAGCUCGGGCCCAAGCCCCGCCCCCACCGCCCAGGGCCCCGCCGCCAAGGAUGAUGCCAAACCCGUCAGCCAGAAAGCCCCCGCCCCCAAGCCGCCGCCGCGCCGCGCCGCCGACCCCGCACCAGAUGCCAAGACACUGAAGUAGCUCCACAAACACGCCGGCCCACAUGGAUCAACUGAAACCACGUCUGCGAGUCGCCGGUUCUCUCUGCGCCACAGGAGGGAGGGGGGGGGGGCGACCAGUUCUUCACUCAAGCAUGAGAAUAGAUUUUUUUUUUUAUACCCCUACAAUGACUUUUGAAUGAGAAAUAAGGAAGACAAAUAAUUAAUACGGCUACGGUUUAUUAAUUAGUUAUAUUAUUUUAGGAGAAAAAAAAACAUUAUUUUCUUUUUGUCUUGAUGAGGCAAGGAACGGAUGAGGUGUCGAACACUUUUUUCUUUUUUUAUUCACAAAUCAUUGCCAGUCCACUCGGUGGGCGGUUCAGUGGUGAUUUACUACCCCUGGAAAAUCUUCUUUUUUUAUUUUUUAAUAUCUUACAUUUCCACGUCGACCCCCCCCCCCCCCCUCCUCUCUUUGAUCGUCACGGUCCUGCUGGCUGAGAGAUGUUUGACUCCUCCCCCAAGAUCUCAGAUUUACGUUUUAUUUUUUUAUUUUUUUCUUUGGCAUGUGGAGAGAUCGGAGGCUUGGAAAUAGUUUGAACAAGAUUGAGCAUCUAAAAAAAAAACACCAAACAAAACAAAACAGCCCAGCUAGCGGCCACGCUGGAGACUUUUCCCGACAUCCAACCGGACCAAAGCGGUUUGAACCGAGCGACCGACAUUUCCAUCCGCAGAGCCCCCUGCACUUUUCAGUUCAGGGGCUUAAAAUACGAAAAAAAAUAUUCGAUUUACUUUACGGCUGAACAUUGAGGGGAAAAUAAUUUAAAAGAACCAAAUGAUAAACAGAGAGGAAUAAAAAAAAAAAAAAAAAAAGACUAACCGAUCCCUCAGUACGGACACGAUCAUUGAAAGUUGCCUUAUUUUAAUGGUUUUACUGCUUCUAUCUUGUGCCCGCCACCUUAUUAUCCAUUGUACAGCAUUGGAAUCACCCACAUAUCCGGUCACCGUUUCAAGCAGAGGGCCACUAAGGUUGGGGGGGGGGCAGUUUCACACCCCUACCUCCCCCUCCCACCCCCCACCCCUGCUUGCUCACUCCACUCCAUCACUUUUUUCUGAACUGUCUUCCAAGUGUCAUUCGGUCUGUUACAAGUCCUGUAAUUCUUCCCUGUGUUUUUUGCAAGUCGUGGCUUUCUUGUGCUGAAAACAAACCCGGUGGAAAGUUUGUCGCCUCCCCCUCCCCACACCCGACUCCCACCCCACGAAAAAAACAAAAAACAAAACACUGGGUGGAGAGUUGGUGGGGGGGGGAAAGGGAGAGUCGUUGAUAAUCUGCUUCCUGACUUUCUCGCGUCGUUUCUUCCCGCCUCCAUCCAUCCGUUCAUCCAUCCUGUUUGACAUCCAUCCAUCAGCGACGAUACGGGACCGGAAUCAUCAAUCUGGAUUACUUGAAGAAGCGAUGGCGGCGAGGAGGGUGCCGUCGAGAGAGAGAGAGAGAAAAAAAAAACAGUUGUCGCAGGUGCUCUGGGUGGAGACGCCUUCGUUGGGGAUCAAACAUCCGGCUCUCGGUGUCUGAUCGUGGGCCUCAGGGCGCCUCGCCACCUCUUCCUGUUCCACCGCUCGGAUACACACAUCAGUUACAGGCAUGAACACUGACAGGUGUGGUCGCACGCAGGUACAGAUGUAGCAGUGUGAGCGAGUUGAAUACAAAAAAACACACACACACACACACACACACACACACACACACACACACACACACACACACACACACACAGCUUGAUGUCUUGCCCCGCUGUGAACACAACAAAAAAAAAUCCAAACUGGACUCUUGUUCUGUCGUCACGCUUCCUACAGUCGACCGUGUGGACGGUUUAAAUCUUUGUCCGACUCGAGUUCUGAUGAUAUCAAAUGGAAGAGCGACUCCUUCUUCCUCCACUAAUGUAAAUGUGAAUUUUGACAGAUGAAGAGAUGAUUUACAGCUCCCUGCUACUUCGUUUUAUUGUUUAUAGAACAGAUUAUAUAUUUGCCUUACACGUGAACGUAUUCUUUAACUUUUUUUUUUCUUUUUCUUUUUCUUUUUUCUCUUUAAUGUUCUCAUGAUUUAUCUUUUAAUGCUUUUUAAUUUUCAAUUUGCAGUGUUUUCUAGCGUUGUUGUUAUGAUGGAGGUUGGGGUGUGUGUCAGGCUGUUUUAAAAACAUCUGGAUUUUUCAGAAACGGGAACAUAACACAAAAGGGAAAAAUUGACAUCAGGACGUGAAUGGUGAUUCAGCGCAAAAACUAAAUCUGUAAGCUUCAAGUGUUUCAAGUUGAAAUCAUAUAUUUUUCUUUUAGUUAAGAUGUUUUUCCCCAAGAUGACCGCAGAAUUUCCAACAAAAUCCAAAUGACUAAAUCUUCAGCCUCCUGUUUUCAAACAUUGUCUGCAAAGUGGCAUAGAAGUUGUUUGAUUUUGGUGUUCAAAUUUAAGAAAGAUGGUCACAAAAUUCUGGGGGAAAAAAUAAUCUUGAGUCUUAAUACAUAAAUGGAUCUCCAGAUGUUUAGUGAAAUGACCCACUUCCUGUUGACCCACUUCAGUGUUUGCUUUUGCUCCUGAUUGAUGAACUAUUUACUCUCAGACAGCUCUUUAAAAAGGUUUAAAUGUAUUUGUGUAACAAAAAGUUUGGAGAAAAAAAACCUGACAAUUCUUUAGAUCAAACUGUAUCGGAGGUCUUUUUUUUUUUUUUUUUGUCCUUUUGCGUAAUAAUCAUUCAGCCUCGUUGGUUGAUGUUCCAGCAGAGCCGCGGUCCUGUCAGUGUUUCACUUUCUUCCUCUAAAUCCACAAUUGUUGGACACAUGAAAAAUGCAAAGCAAAGCUGUACUUGUUGUUUUUUUUAUUUACUUUUAUUUUUCUUUUAUUGUUUUCGUUGCGUUAUCUUCAGGGAGAUUUGGAUCCGUUUCAGAGGCUUACAGUUGAUGCAUCAAAGUGUUUACUGGAGGUUUAAUGACAGAAUAUUCAGAAAAGAGGAAAAAAAACUUGUUUCCCAAAACCAGCGAAGCCUUUGAAUGGGUGAGCUGGUGAGAGGCUGCAGACAUGGCAGUCUGCCACUAGAGGGGGUGAGAGGGGGAGACCCUCUGAUGUGGUCAUCACCUGCCAUCACCUGUCACCGGACAAUUUGGGGGAUUCAGGUGCUUUGGGAGUUUUCAGCCUUCUCCAUCAGCACAGACCUGCUGCUAGCUGUCCAGUCAAACUCUAGGGGGCGCCGCACCCCUCCGCUCGUCAGAUUCACACGGACAGUGGAGAGAUGAGUGAUGGACGAUGGAGGGGGGGAGGAAGGAAGAAGAGAAGAGAGAGCCCAACUGGGCGUUUGUGAUGUUGCUCAGAGGAAUAUGGCUGGUUUUGGAUGUCUGGAGACUGAAAACAAAAAAAAGGACAAAAUUCCAUAAAGCCAUAUGAAUAAGAAAUAACUGUAUAUGAACCGUUAAAAUAGUUCAUUGCAUUACUAUAUCCUAGGCUUGUCAUGAGGAAAAAAAGAUGAAAACGAGGAAAAAAGGAACAAAAAAAAUAUAUAAAAUGGAAAAAAUGUAAAAUACUUGAAUAAGAUCUUGUAUUAUAACAUUUAAUAUUCAUAAUAUCUGCUUUGUAGGCUGAUGUGAUUCGCUAUUUAGUGUUAUUUGUAAUUUGUAGUAAUUAUGCUUUUCCUUUAAUAAACAAAAAAACACAAAACGGACAAA